Messenger RNA from Danaus plexippus (monarch butterfly), 472 nucleotides. RefSeq lists its product as uncharacterized. The record is from RefSeq and is a predicted model, not a curated record. Bases 78 to 392 code for a protein of 104 amino acids. NCBI's taxonomy places the organism in Eukaryota, Metazoa, Arthropoda, Insecta, Lepidoptera, Nymphalidae. The transcript is spliced from 4 exons.
AUAGAACUAUAUGGAAGAUAGGUAGAAAUAAGAUUGCUGUAGAGUUAUAAUUAUAAUACUCUAGACACUAAGGAAGUAUGGAAUUAAAUUGGUGGGAGUAUCUUUAUAUAGCACUGAGUGCAUUCGUCGGCUGUUUAGUUUUAAAUUAUUUUGUGAAAAUGAUUAACGAAACACGAAUCGAAGAAAGAUUGAUCCGACUACAGCAGAAACAUUCAACAAAUCGAUCGACACAAGUAGAAGAACCGUUUCCAUUGGAACAAAUAUUAUUAGAAGACAAACCGCAUAUUAGCUCGACUGACUCAAGAAACGAACUUCUAGAUAACCAGAACGACGACGAUAUUAAGAAGAUGAUGACUGAUCUUAUUGAAGAUAUUUUAAAAAAUCUGAAUUAAUAGGUUCAUAUAUAUUCUUAAUUACACUUUACUAUAACCAUGACUUAUAAGCUUAAGAGCUAUUGUAAGAAUGUAACUAU